GUGAUGACGAGCAGCAGGGCCGCGACGGCGGGAGCCAACAGAGACAAACGCACCGUGAGCUGCUGGGAGUCUGCUGGGGGCUUCAAAGGACAGCAGGGGGAGGGGCAGGGGACUCAAAGGAGGUGAGCACUUUGUCGACAGACAAAAGGAAAAGAAACCCCGAUCCUGCAGGAGGCCAGAAACUCCGUCAACCUGGCAGCGCCGAAACAAUGUGCCAUCAACGGCCACUGGCAAGCCCGGUUUUGGGUUUUCGCUCGUUUUGCGCCUGUGUGUGGCCGUCGGCGAAGCGGUCCUUGUUGUGUUCUCUCUUGUCGGCUUCAGUCGCCCUCCCCGCUCCCACUCACUGACCAAGGAGGCCUCAGUGAUACGGUUGUCUGUGCUGUCCGGAUCCCCUGCCGUCCUGUGGCUCGUGGUCUUACUGGCAGGUGGGCACCGCCCUCACACACCACGCCACUCUGACACCUCUCUGUCUGUCUGUCUCUCUGCUCUGCUGGCCGUCUGUGUGUGUGUGUGGUGUGUGUUGUCAGCCUUUCCCUCGUGGCUGGUGCAGCUGUGUGCCGCGAGCGGUGCCGGCCUCCUCCGCCCCAACACAGCGCCCACCUUGACCAGCGGCAAUGACACCGCGGCCGGGGCCGAGAAGAGGCGAUUGCACCCGCCAGGCGCCGAGUACGCUCACACACACGGCCGGCCAGCCGUGGUCUCUUGACACACGUGGCCGCCUGACAUUGUCCUGUUUGUUUGUCUGCAGGUGUGUGUGUUCUGCGGAACAGUUUAACCAGGGCCAAUGUGACCCCAACACCAUACCGAUCAUCGUCACCGGCCGCGGCGAGGUGCGCACCCAACGACACUGAGCCCAUCGAGGCGAUGCAUCAUUGGACACACACGGGAGGGCCUGUAGUGUGCACUCGUGUGUCGUGUCAGUUUCGAAUCGGGGCCAUUUCUAUUCAACCCACGAGUCCUGGCCUUGCUUUCGGUGUAGUCGCAGUGGCCUCCAUCGGCGGUGACCCCGUGGAGGAGAUGGAUGACAGAGUGGAUGACGUCGAAGUGGUAAGCAAAGCGCACCUUCUGUGUGUAGGGCCGUGGAUGACCCGACUCAAUGUAGAAGGAGUUGCCUGACGGAGUAUUGGGUCAGGGAUCCGUCGGCUACAUAACAACUAUCGAAGUCCUUGAGUUUGAGGUUGACACGUAUUUUGUCGACAUCAUGGUCACAUUCAUCGAGGGCGGCACCACGCGAGUCGAAAUAGCAGAGGAUUGCGCUUUGCGGGUUGUUGAAUGCCUGGAUGAUGGUGACUGCACUGAGGGAAACAUAGGUUUGCGGGUAUGUGACGACAAUAACCUAUGUUUCCCUAACCCUGUCCCGCCUUAGACUGUGAGCGUCAGAUGAGAGGGACAGGGAGAAAUUCAUGAUGUGUCUGUCGUGUGCCUACUAAUUUACUUACACACCACCCACACCCACAGAGUGAGAUGGACGCUGCUUUUUUUAUAUGCAGGGACGACGUUGUGUUUCGUGUCGUCUCGCUGUCUGUCGGUGUGUGUGCAGACGUGACAUACACAGAAUGGCCGUGGGCGGGCGGGGCAGUGUGUCUGUGCGUUUCGCUGACAGAGAGAGGGAGGGGGUGCGGUGAUGACGACUGUUGAGUCGGCCUGAAUGCGACGAUGUGUGCCUCUCGGAUGUCUCUCUCUCUCCUUUGUGUGUGUGGGUGUUUUGGCCAUCUGACUGACUGACUGACUGCUGUGUGGGUGUUGUGUGUCUCUCUGUGCUGCCUCCGUGAAUGCUCUGUCUGUGGUGAUGUCUGACCGAUUGUGUGUGUGAGAUCCGCCAAAUGCACACACAGACACAGAGGGAGGGGGGCGAUAUCGGCGUGGCGUGUGCGGUUCAGUGAGGCCAUCAAAUGAGGGCUGCAUGCUGGUGUUUUUCUAAUGUGCAGACACACAGGCAGAGAACAAAUGUGCCCGACACGCGAGAGGGCUCAGGUGUGUGUGAGGGUGCGGCGGCGGGGUGGGUCAGUGUGUGUGUUUCCACGGAGGACUGACUGACAGAGAGGGGAGGGGGUGUGGUUGAUUUCUGUGUGGCUGGCUCGCUCUCCCUCUGUCUCGCAAAUGUGCGAGCGGCCCAGGGAGUGUGUGCGAUGCCCUCGUGGGGCCGUUGAUGCGACCCGCCUGACUGGCCGAUUGGUGUGUGUGAGGGGGGGCAAAGGCAGACAGCCGGCCGCCUGUGGGAACGGCUGAGCGGUCGUCAUGUCUGUCCGCCUGUCUGUCUGUCCGUCUGUCUGUCGGUCCGUCUGUCUGUCUGUCGCAUUGGGUGUGGGGGACACUCGUGAGUGAUUGUGGGUGGGUGGUGGGCUGACUGUCUGGGGAGAGGGGAGGAUGCAGCCAUGUCCGUCUGCAGUGGUCAGACAGGUGUGUUGGGGUCUAUUAUACCCCCCCCCACACACAGCCAGCCGUGCAAUGCACAGACACACACAUCUGUACAGUCCAUCUGACGAGGAAGGGUGGGAGGGGGGCAUUUGGUCAGCGAUGGCAGACAGACAGACAGACAGACAGGUAGGCCGUUAGGUCGUGCGGGAGGACAGAAGGCUCACUUAGAGAAAUCUAUGUCUCGCCUUUUCUGUUUUGGUGGAUGCCGUGAGAUGCGGCAUGGGUGUGUGUCUGUUACCACGGAGGUCUGACUGACAGGGAGGGGAGGGGGUGGGGUCACUGUGUGGGGCUGGCUCUCUCUCUCUCUGUCUCUGCCUUUGUGUGACGGAAUCGAAUCAAGCCAUGGAAAUGUCGGAAAUAUGAAAUGUACACA
Messenger RNA from Vitrella brassicaformis, 2791 nucleotides. The record is from the annotation of a GenBank genome assembly. Lineage: Eukaryota; Vitrellaceae.